Molecule: messenger RNA, 1431 nt
Organism: Clonostachys rhizophaga
Lineage: Eukaryota; Fungi; Ascomycota; Sordariomycetes; Hypocreales; Bionectriaceae
Source: the annotation of a GenBank genome assembly
AUGACAGUUCUUACCACGGAGACCGUUGGGGAGCUCCUCAAAGAUGAUAUCAAGGUCAAGGUGGCUGGUGUGGAUGCCGAUGGUGUGCUCCGUGGCAAGAUCAUGGCCAAGGAGAAAUUUGUUUCAACUGUAAAGUCUGGAUUUGGCUUCAGCUCGGCUAUCUUUGGAUGGGACAUGCAUGAUGAGCUUUACGCAACAGAGGACAACACAGAGGCGGAAGGUUACUCCGACUUGACUGCUGUGGCAGAUUUGGCCUCAUUCAGAAGAUUGCCGUGGGAAGACAACAUCCCAUUUUUCAUGUUGACUUUCAAAGUGGACGAGAAGCCAGCGGCCGGCUGUCCUCGUGGUCUUAUAGAAGGAGUCAAACAGAAGUUGGGGCAAGACGGCUAUCAUCCCCUAGCAGGCGUUGAAUUGGAGUUUGUUAAUUUCCAAACACCGAGCGAGGAUGGCUAUGGCAAUCCAGGAGCUCGGCCCGAUCUCGCGGCUUUCAUAUCCAAGAGUGGUCCACAGGCUGUUCGCCCAAUUACUCAAGGCAUGUUUGGAUACAGUAUGACCAGACCUGUUGCAUCUAAGAGAUACUUUCACGACAUUUUUGAUACAAGCGCCAAAGUCCGUUGCAAUUUGGAAGUAUGGCACACAGAAAGUGGCCCUGGCGUGUUUGAAGCAGCCCUCGGUGUACAAGAUGCAGCAGAAAUGGCAGAUAGGGUCAGUUUAUUUAAACUAUUAACAAGAUCUUUGGGAGUGGACCACAAUAUUACGCCAUGCUUCAUGGCGAAACCACUCCAAGGGCUUCCCGGUAGUUCUGGUCAUAUUCACGUUUCUUUAAUCGACAGCAAUGGUAAAAACCUGUUCGCCAGAGACUCACCGAACCCCAACCCACAGUGGAAAGACUUGGAGCACUUUUCCGACUUGGGCUGCCACUUCUUAGCUGGUAUCAUCGAUGCACUCCCAGAUAUUAUGCCCUUAUUCGCCCCGACGGUGAACUCAUACAAACGGUAUGUCGAAAAUUUCUGGGCCCCAGUAUUUGUCACCUGGGGAUUCGAGGACCGCAUCGCCUCUCUGCGUUUGAUCGGCCCCCCUUCAUGCAAGGCAUCAGCAACACGAAUUGAGGUCCGUAUUCCAGGAGCCGAUUUACAUCCUCACUAUGCAUUGAGUGUCAUCUUCUGUGCCGGUCUUCGAGGCAUACAGAAGAAGCUCGACAUUAAGGUACCCCCACAAUCCGCAAGAAAGAAGACAGAUGGCAAGCCCUUGAGGCUGGCGGAUACUCUCCAGCAAGCCUUGGAUCGCUUCUCGGCACCUGAAAGUGUCGCGAGGGAACUUCUAGGUGAUGAAUUUGUUGACUUUUUCACAAUUUCCAGGCGCCAUGAACUUAAGCUCUGGCGGGAGGCUGUUACUGAUUGGGAAUUUACUCGAUAUAUUGAGCUUGUAUGA